AGCCGCCGUCUUGGACAGCCCGGUGUCCCAUGGCUACUCAGCGUGCCAGACUUUAUCAUUUAAGAACGGAGGUCGGCAUUCUCCGCGUGCUUGUGCGCACCGUUUUCAAUAGGUUGCCUCCGGAGAGCGGCCUGGGCCGAGUGCGCAAGCUGUGUCGCACCCUUCGGCGUAUUCUGCGGUCGCGACGGCCGUCAGAUCAAUCGCUGGUGGCCCAGGCCGUCGAGGACUGCGAGUUAGCGGCCGCGUACAUAAUGCAGCGAAUGCGAAAGGGCCACCAGCUUGAGACGCUUCUGCUACUCCUCGCUUCCACUGCGCGCGCACGUAGCCUUGUGCAGCGGCUAGUCGAGGAGCGGCAGGGCGAGCAGGGCAGCGUGUCCAAGCUAAAGCGCCUGUACCGCCGCUUGCUCAAGAACGGCUGCAAGAAGCCAGUCUUGUUGAAACGCACGUGCCUCCGUGCACUGCGCUCCGUCCGCGCAGGCCGCAGUAGCGUCGCUAAGGAGGCUCGAAAGAUGCGCUCUGUGUGUGACUGAACCGGCGAGCAGUGUGCGAUGAGAGGGCUCUGAAGCUUGUUCCCCACAACCCUCCAAACUGUUG
Molecule: messenger RNA, 594 nt
Organism: Dermacentor silvarum
Lineage: Eukaryota; Metazoa; Arthropoda; Arachnida; Ixodida; Ixodidae
Exons: 1
Coding region: 30-530 (166 amino acids)
Molecular function (GO): protein binding
Source: RefSeq, a predicted model, not a curated record